CCUACGCGCGCCCCCGCAACCGAUUGCAUAAAUCCCCGCCCGCCCCCCGAUGUUCUUCUGGUUGUCCGUGUUCGCCAUCUCGACAUUGCUGGUAAUGUUGACGUUCCGGUACCGAGCUGCGCUCAUCAACCCCAUGCGGUCCCUCUUUGGGCCCCGUGUCGCGCACUACCAGCCCGUGGCGACGUUCGCGGAGCAGGCCGACGCCGGCCUGUCCUCCUCGACGUUCGACAUCGAGGCGAACAUCCGUGACGGCGACUCUCGGGCUGGUCUCGACGAUCGUGGUACUCAGGAGGUGCUGGACAUCAUGCGCCGGGAGCGUGUAAACUUCGACCAGGCGAGGCUGAUUCGCCAGAACCGCAUCCUUGCUGCGCAUGGCAUCGACCCUUCAGGCAUGCCACUCGACGCCAAGGCCGUCACCCGCCUAUGAUCGAAGACCUCAUUCCCGUCGUCUUUGGCACCCCUUGUCAUCUCGAUAUUCCCAUCCUCCAACCCUCAUCUACCGAACCCACCCCUCUCACCCCUCUCCUCACCCUCGGCAUUAUUUGCUGAAAUAACCAUCCCCCUCUCCCUCCCCAUGUCUCCCCCUUGUUGUCGUGUGCUUUCUCCCCGGAUAACGAUGCGCCGCAUCGGCCCCUCACACCAUCCUUGUUGUCUUUCUUGCUUGUUUUUCCUCC
Trametes versicolor FP-101664 SS1 is the source of this 674-nucleotide messenger RNA. RefSeq lists its product as uncharacterized. Lineage: Eukaryota; Fungi; Basidiomycota; Agaricomycetes; Polyporales; Polyporaceae. The transcript has 4 exons. The record is from RefSeq and is a predicted model, not a curated record. The coding region runs from base 50 to 427 and encodes 125 amino acids.